This is a messenger RNA of Hypoxylon trugodes, 1128 nucleotides long. RefSeq lists its product as uncharacterized. Lineage: Eukaryota; Fungi; Ascomycota; Sordariomycetes; Xylariales; Hypoxylaceae. The record is from RefSeq and is a predicted model, not a curated record. The coding region runs from base 196 to 1002 and encodes 268 amino acids. The transcript has 2 exons.
UUAUCGGGGAGUUAAUAUACCACAAGGGGAUAUCAAGGUUGACUGUCUGUAAAGUGAUGAAAUAAUAGUGUUGUAAAUCAAGUAUCUCCUGGGAGGCUCCGUUUGAUUCUUCGAAUUAAAAAGAUAUAUAAGGUGGGUUUCCAUCAGAAUUGAAUUAACUUACUGGAACUCAGCAUCGUCUCAUUGAAUCCUACCAUGGCAUCCAAAGAUCUUUCAACACCCUUUACUCUCUACUCUUCCACGUACUCAAUCUGCGCCAUCAUGGUACAGAUGACUUACGAGUUGCGCGGAUCGCCACCUGAAGGACGACCGGACAUGAAAAUAGACAGGAAGAUCAUCGACAUCAGCCAUAAAGGCCGCGAGCAAUUGAGCGAGUUUUACUUACUCAACGUCAACCCAGAAGGUGUCGUUCCCGUCUUAGUCAACGACAAAGUCCUCGGCAAGCCUAUGCCCGAGAGCGUCGAUAUUUCCUUGUAUAUUGCUGAUUGGUACCCGAGCCUACUUCCAUCUCGGCAUAAGCAAGUCAUUGAGGAACUGCUCGAUGAGCUGCAUCAGAUUAGCUACAAGCUAUUGACGUUCGGAACCCAGACGACAUUCCCUACCACUAGCGUAGCGUGGCUUCGCGAGCAGAGUCAACGACCGGAUAUAUCCGACGCCUACAGGAAGGCUUUGAAGUAUAAGGAGUCGAAGAUAUCAGUUUGGGCAGACAACCAUUCCGAGGAAGAUCUCGCGGAAGCUGAGAACCGCACGCGAGCUUUCUGCGCCAAGAUUGUUGCACUUAUGGAGAAACGCCCGGACGAAAAGGAUAAGCUUACCUACAUCUUCGGACCCGAACCGACGGUGCUUGACGCACAUGUGUUACCGUUCCUAGGGCGGGUAUACGAGAAGGAAAGAUUGUAUCUUCUUCCUCCGACUUUAGUCGAGUGGCAUAAACAAUUCAGGGAAACGGAUUUGUGGAAGCGGGCAGUUCCAGCGGGGACGACUCUGCCGCCGUUUGCGUGAAACCGAGAAAUAACUCCGAUAGCUGAGACAUACCUAUAUUAAGUAUUCCUGGAGGGAUAUCAUUUUGGGUGGAUUAUUCAGCGUAAACUUGCAGCUUUACGCUGGGUAAAGAGGACGACACAAGUG